AUGGGUGCAGCUGAACCCUCUCCUGAGGGGCCCCCGGGGCCCCCAGCUGGGGCCCCCCAUAGGGAGUCUGCAGCACGUUGCGAUCAUGUGACGAGAUCAGCAACAAAUGCUUCAGCAGCAGCAGCAGCAGCAGAAGCUUGCAACGAAGAAGAAGCGGCAGUGGCAGCGCCAGAAGGAGCUCCAGAAGCAACGGCUGCAGCAGCAGCAGCAGCAGCAGCAGCAGAUGAAUAUGAUUCGGCCUCAGCGGACACGGAGGCGCCGGGUGCUUCAGGCGCGGCGACUGCUGCUGCUGCUGCUGCUGCCGCCACCGCCGAAUGUGCUGCUGCUGCUCCUGCUGCUGCUGCUCCUGCAGACAGCCGGCAGCAGCAGCACCGAGACGCCCCAGGAAUUCACAAUCAGGGAUCUCCUGGCCCGCUGCAAUCUGGGCAGUGCCGCAAGCGCGGCGCAGUAGUAGCAGCAGCAGCAGCAGCAGGCGAAGUAGAAAAGGCUGAAGAAGCAGCAGGAGACAAUUCUCUUGAAGAAGGAGACAAGGAAGCAGCAGCAAGCUGCAGCAAAUGCCGCAGAAACCCCAGGAGGCGCUGCAGGGGCAGCGGGGCCCCUCUAGUAAUGACUGUAGAGUGGACCCGCCAGCAUGUGCUGCAGUGCAAAGUGCUGGCUGAGAAGCUGGCGUGGACCUCCAGCGACUCUGCUGUGCUGCGGGAAAGCCUGGAAGUAAGAAAAGAACCAACUCCAGGAGUUGGAAUGGGGCUUUAUUUGAAGAGGGCAGUGGUGAGCUGCUGCUGCAUGCAUGCGGAGGCGAACUGGGGAGCGGAGCAGCGGCUGCUGCUGCUGCUGCAGCAGCAGCAACAAGAGGAGAAGGAGCAGCAGCAGAAGCGGCAGCAGGCCAAGCGCUGCAGGAUGAAGCUCGAGGCCGCCCCCGGCUCGCAGCAGGACGCGCUGCCCGCCGCCGCCGCAGCAGCAGCUGCUGCUGCUGCUGCAGCCGACUGCGAGGCCCCGGACACCUACCCCGCGACGCCCGCCAGCAGCAGCAGCAGCAACAGCACCACCACCAGCAGCGCCGCAGCAGCAGCAGCAGCAGCAGGAGCGCGGAGAGGCGUGUGCAGCUGCAGCGCGAGAAGCUGCUUCCGAGUUCUCUGCUUUCGAGGAGAUGCAGUUUUAUCUCCUUUCAACUUUUUGGGAUCGGCAAAGUCGGGGGCCCUCAGCGACGAAGAGUGGGGGGCCCUCAUGGCCCCCAAGGAAAACGCUGGGCUGGAGCCGCGGGAACACUUGAGCCCGGCCUUCACUCUGGCCCGGCAAAAUGUGCCCUACAGUCUGCAGCUGCAGGCCCACAGGUACUUGGCCUCGGAGCUGCUCGCCGACGUCUUCGCCAUCUACGCCAACCACUACUGCGCCCGCCACUGCAAAGGCUUUUUCGAACAAGUCGACUCCGAGCUGCCCUGCAUCGUGACGCGGCCAGGGCUGCUGUCUGAGGGCUACUUCGGGGUUUUCUACGGCUACCGAAAUGCCAGCAGCUUCCCCUGCGCCUACCCGGGCUGCGGCCACGUGUGUCAGCCCCAGUGCCGCUGCUACGAGAUAGAGCGGGCCUGGCGCUGCCUGUGGACGCGGCACCAGCGGCGGGCGGCCGACCAGGGGCCCCGGGGGGCCCCCUCUUGA
Molecule: messenger RNA, 1653 nt
Organism: Eimeria tenella
Lineage: Eukaryota; Apicomplexa; Conoidasida; Eucoccidiorida; Eimeriidae
Exons: 4
Coding region: 1-1653 (550 amino acids)
Source: RefSeq, a predicted model, not a curated record